Molecule: messenger RNA, 2677 nt
Organism: Micropterus dolomieu (smallmouth bass)
Lineage: Eukaryota; Metazoa; Chordata; Actinopteri; Centrarchiformes; Centrarchidae
Product: alpha-1,3-galactosyltransferase 2-like
Exons: 6
Coding region: 613-1626 (337 amino acids)
Biological process (GO): carbohydrate metabolic process
Cellular component (GO): membrane; Golgi apparatus; vesicle
Molecular function (GO): hexosyltransferase activity
Source: RefSeq, a predicted model, not a curated record
CUACCAAUAGCCAUGUUAGCUAGUUCUAAUAUUACCUUUUAUGUAGGCCUCAUCUGCAUGGAUAUAGGCUAUGAAAUCAUUUUACUGUCAUUUCAAAAGCACCACACAUAUCCCAGCAACAGAGUGGACGAGAGAAACAUAUACAUUCGUUUAGCCUACAUUUUUCACCACACUGUCAAUAAAAACAGAAAGAAAUCUACAUAAAUUAGCUAAUUGGGAUUAAAUUUGCAUAGGCCUAUGCAUCAUAGGCGGCAAAGGUGUGACCGCAUCUGCAGGAGAGAAUGGCAUAGUCUACCACUUUAGGUAACAUUAGGGUUUAGGUGGUCAUCUGUUUUGUCUGUUGUGAAACAAAGCAGACCUGAGUUUACCUGUUGACUGGAGCUUGCCACUCCCUUUCCAUUGACGCUAUUUCAACCUGAGGAAAGCAGAGACACCGCAGGUUGCCUCAUUGAGAUUCUUACCGAGUGGACCUCGCACUAAACCCAGGUUAUAUUAUUGGCCAUACUUUGGACACGUUAUGGAUGUAGACUGGUGACAGCGACUCACAGAGUUCACUUUCUUCGACACAAGAGCUCUUUGUCACUGAAGUUUGGAUGCCAGCAUUUUUCAACAAUGGGAUCCGUUCGGAAGAGGAAGAGUAUUUUGAAACGUGUGCUUUGGUUUCCUAUCGUGCUCUGUGUUUUCUACAUCACAUCACCAUCUUUGAGACUUUUAAUAGGCCUCAUACCUAUGGACAAAUGUUCUUUGGAAAGUGGAAAGAUGCUGUCUCCGGACAACAGUGCGGAUACCAACCUUGACCUUGGGUCCAGAAGUGACGUGCAAACGUGUACAUCUUGGAAAGCUCCCAUCAUCUGGGAAGGGAUGUUUGAUCCUAAAAUGUAUGACCAGAUGCACAAGAAGGAAGGAUCCAGUGUAGCUCUAACAGUAUUUGCUGUAGGCAGGUACCUGGAUGCUUACCUCAAGACCUUCCUGAACUCAUCAGAGCAUCACUUUAUGCUGGGUUUGCCCGUCACGUAUUAUGUGUUUACGGACACGCCGCAGAAGGUGCCAGACAUCAACCUUGCACCUCAGCGAAGCAUAAAGGUCGUCAAAGUGGCGAAGCACUCCAGGUGGCAGGACAUCUCUAUGAUGCGAAUGAAGACAAUAUCAGAUGUCAUAGAGUCGGAUAUUCGCCACCACUGCACGCAUGUCUUCUGCUUUGACGUGGAUCAGGUGUUUACUGGGAGAUUUGGUACAGAGGCCCUGGGAGAUUCUGUGGCUCUGCUCCACGCCCACUACUACCACCUUCCAAAGACAUUGUUCACCUACGACCGCAACCCGAGGUCCAAGGCGUACAUGGAAACUGGGGAUUUCUACUACCACGCUGCUGUCUUUGGUGGCUCGUGGAAGCGUGUAAAAGCGUUGACUGAAGCCUGCUAUCAGGGUAUCAUGGAGGAUAAAUUGAAAGGUGUGGAGGCUCUGUGGCAUGACGAGAGUCAUCUCAACAAGUACCUGUGGCUUCACAAACCAAGCAGGGUGCUCUCUCCGGAGUACUGCUGGGACACCAGUAUCGGCUACAGGAGUGACAUACAAGUCAAGCGACUUCUGUGGGCACCGAAAAACUACAAAACACUGCGCACCCCUUAGCGUGUUUUGGAAUUAAAGCUCAUAAUCACCUACUUUAUUUAAUUAAUGAAACUGCCAGACAUUAAGUUUUCAUGCUCCCUGACUCUUUUUCUUAUCUUGGGGUUCAUGAGCACAUCUGCAAGUGUGCCUUUACCUAAUGGAAAUAAUGUGUCACUGACCUCCUGGUCUUUCAGAUAAUCAUGUUUUCUAGGACUCUGGUAAAUCUAUGCAAAUGCUGUCUUUGCUUCACUGUCACUAUAAGUGUAUAAUGUGUUAAAACAGAAACAUAUCUAAGUGUGUUUAAAAAGUAUCAAGUGGCAGAAAAAGCAACUUGCACAGUUUCACUGUAGUUCAAGCAGUCUUGAAGAGCAAUAGUACUAUGCUAAGAUUUAAAAGAGAAAUGAUUUGUUUGAUGUAAAAAUGUUCAGGUUUGACUGGCAUCUACUAUUAGUAAAGCUUCAAGUCUGUUUGUUAUAAAAAUGUAAUCAUGGACAAAUAAUUAUGAAAUGUUCAAUUAUCAGUACCGGUUGAUCGCACCUAUGUGUGCCAGUUUAAGAUUUCCUUCUCUCCCAGUUCUUUUUUUUUUUUUGAUGGACAAUAUUUAUUGACCUUUUAUAAACCACUUGUUUGUUUCAUGAGAUGGAGGAUAAUACAACAUCAGCUGCCUAUAUUCUUUCAUUUUGAACUUUUUUUUUUUUUUUUUUUUUUUUGUCUGGACUUCUGUUCUAAAUGGCACAUAUCUAGUUUCACUCAGAGCUUUAAAUGAAUUGCUGUUGAUGAAAAUGACUGAACUCUUUCUACAUUUAUUUUAUUGGAGUAUGACACACAAGUACAAAUGCAUUUCAUGCAUAGAUGUAUGAGGCAUUCUUCCAAGCUUUUUUUUUUGGGGGGGGGGGGCAGGUUGAGACGCAUUUCAUACACAGGAACUCCUUUUCCCAGGGACACUAUCUCUGUACUUGUAUUUUUUUUAAGGAUUUGCAAUGAUUGUAAUACAAUAAUGAUUAUUUGAAAGAUGUAUUAAAAAAAUAUAUUUGUAUGUCUCUUUCAAGAAGAAAUAUAAUAUUCCACAACA